Messenger RNA from Sphaeroforma arctica JP610, 1148 nucleotides. RefSeq lists its product as hypothetical. Gene Ontology annotation, molecular function: cation binding; protein serine/threonine phosphatase activity. Bases 84 to 1148 code for a protein of 354 amino acids. The record is from RefSeq and is a predicted model, not a curated record. Gene Ontology annotation, biological process: protein dephosphorylation. The transcript has a single exon. NCBI's taxonomy places the organism in Eukaryota, Ichthyosporea, Ichthyophonida.
AAAGCAUAGUGAAUUGCACUAUUGCUUGCUUGUCAUAUAUUGUUCUGUGUUAACUAGAGUAGAAGCAUUAGACUUCAAGUAAGAUGCCUUUCCGAUUCCGUGGCGCCUCUGGAAUCACAAUUUCCAUGGCCACGUGUGCUGCGCUGUAUACACACUUACAAGGGUCGCCGGGAGCACGUGCCGAACAGAAAAGCACAAACUCGCGCGAUAAAUGGGCACCUCCAAGGCUCAAAUGUCCUGAGAGUCCAUCUGUAUAUGUAGGGGCAGCGGGGAAGGACUUAGUUUAUAGUACAGCCACUAUCAAGGGUAAACGAUCUUACCAAGAAGAUAGGUAUAGUGCACACGCACCCUUGAGUGAGAACUCGGACGUUAUGUUUUUCGGUGUGUUCGACGGACACGCCGGUGCGAGAUGUUCGGAGUAUGUGAUGGAGAAUCUCGGCACAAUGGUGGACACGGAACUGAGUAACAUCAGGAGGAAUCUCGUAUGUGCAAAACCCUAUGCUAGCACGUCUAAAAACAUAGCAGCUAAGGUAGGAGGGAAUAUCAAGGCUCGUGAGGACACUGGAAAUGAUAGUGGAUACGAUAGCGGAGAGGAUAGUGGGAUAGAUGAAUCCAAACCCUCUAGUAGGGAUGCAGAGCGUAUAAAUGUGAAAGAAUUAGAAGACAGGAUCGCAUACCGGAAUGCGAUGAUAGGCGCAUGUGGUGCGGCUCUGCAGGUCAGUUUCAACAAACUGGACAGUCAAUUCUUGACCCGCGCCACAAAGAAUAACUGGCACGACGGUGCCUGUGUGCUUGUUGCGCUUCUGACGGAGGACGCCUUGGUUGUUGGAAAUGCCGGCGAUUGUCGCGCUGUUAUGUACCGGGAUGGUAAAGCGGUACCUCUAUCGUAUGAUCAUAAACCGAAUAGACUGGAUGAAUUCCAGAGGAUAAAAGACGCGGGUGGAUUUGUGGCCUGGAAAGGAGUAUGGCGUGUUCAGGGGGUGCUGGCUAUUUCUCGAUCAUUCGGCGAUAAGAGUUUGAAGCAGUGGGUUGUAUCGGAUGCUGAAUUGGUUGAUGAAGAAUUUUCAGGGGAGGACUCCUUUAUAAUAUUGGCAACGUACGUAGCCCAUACGUUGCUUCCUAAGCGAACGACAGUGUGUCUACAUUAA